This is a messenger RNA of Funneliformis mosseae, 1326 nucleotides long. Lineage: Eukaryota; Fungi; Glomeromycota; Glomeromycetes; Glomerales; Glomeraceae. The record is from the annotation of a GenBank genome assembly.
AUGUUUUCUAAUGCUUCAGCAGUAAUUAAUGUUCGAGACAUUAUAAAGAAGCAAGAAGAAAUUCAAAGUCUUUUUACAAGCAACUGCAAGCCAACGACAGCUCAUUUUAAUAUUGUACAAAGAGUCACUGUAGGUCUCUCCAUUUUGAAUAAAGAACUACUUUUAAAACAAAAGUUAAUGGAAAUGAAGAAAGAAGCUGUUGGGCAAUCAAGUUGUAAUUUAUUCAAAAUUUCAGAUUCUGCGACAUGGAACAUUGAAGACAAUGGUCAAGCUGAUACGUCGCGUCAUCAUCCAGAAGAUAAUGAUAUUCCAGAAAUCGCUAAUCAAUUAACAUUAGCGCGUCGAUAUCGGGUUAUCAAUAUAGUUGGUGAGGGCGCUUUUUCAAAGACAGUAUGCGCCGAGGACCUAUAUCGCAAUAGGAGUUUAGUAGCCAUUAAGAUCAUGAUUUCCAAACAUAACCGCGUUGGAUUUGAGGAAUGUAAAAAACUACGCUAUUUAAAUUUGCAUGAUGUUCAUGGAAACUCUCACACUAGCAAACUCCUGAAUACGUUCUUCUUUGACAAACAUUUUUGUUUGGUAUUUGAAUAUUAUCGAGGUGGUGUGCCAAAAAUUUCAUUUACGGUUAAUGAACAACUCCGAUUACAAAUUAUUAGAAAGAUAGCUUGUCAGCUUUUAACCGCUUUAAUUUACAUUAAACAUAUGGCUGUAAUACACGGUGAUUUGAAGUUGGAAAACAUUCUUUUUGUCUCGGAGAAUUCUUAUGAUUUAAAGGUAAUUGACUUUGGUAACGCAAUUGGUUUGGAUGAUGUAAAAUUUUAUAUGGAAAGUUUUGAAAUUCAAAGUCUUAUAUACAGAGCUCCGGAGGUUUUACUAGGUCUUCCUUUUGGUUAUGAAAUCGAUAUGUGGUCGUUUGGAUGUAUCAUAUGUGAAAUUUGGAUUGGUCAUCCUAUUUUUCAAAGUGAUACAAAAAGUAGUAUUAUCAAAGAAAUGGAACAAUUGUUAGGCCCUCUCCCAACCUCAAUAUAUAAACCUGCAAAAAAUUUUGCUUGGUAUUCGACCCGAAUUGAUAAUGGAUUAAAAGAUUGGCCAACAGGGUCGAAUGAAGAUACGUUACAAUCGAUGCGAAUAAGAAAGUUAUCAAAAGCUUUAAAUACUAAUAAUAUGGAUUUUAUUAAAUUUAUUGAUGAAAUUUUCAACUAUGACUCUUCCAAAAGGCUUACUCCAACAGAAGCUUUGUGUCAUAAAUUUUUUGCACCAUUAUUUCCAUUCGCACUAUUUUACGCAAAUCAUGAGAUCAAUACUUUAUUGAAAACUCAAAUGCGUUGA